This is a messenger RNA of Uloborus diversus, 1305 nucleotides long. Its product is annotated as QRFP-like peptide receptor. The record is from RefSeq and is a predicted model, not a curated record. Gene Ontology annotation, cellular component: membrane. Gene Ontology annotation, biological process: G protein-coupled receptor signaling pathway. NCBI's taxonomy places the organism in Eukaryota, Metazoa, Arthropoda, Arachnida, Araneae, Uloboridae. Bases 1 to 1305 code for a protein of 434 amino acids. Gene Ontology annotation, molecular function: G protein-coupled receptor activity. The transcript has 6 exons.
AUGGCUGACAAUAGCUGCGGCGAAUAUGACAAUUCGAAUGACACAUCAGAUGAUGACUUUUCUGCGCUACUAAAUAUAACGUAUCCAGGAAAUCCAGCUAUAUUCAAGACAUUGGAUUUCAGUGACUAUAUGAAGAUAUUUGCGUACGUGUUAAUUAUCAUUGGAGGUCUCUUGGGCAACAUCAGUGUAAUCCUGACUGUAGCACUGAAUAGAUCAAUGAGGACUACCAUCAAUUUUUAUGUUGCUAACCUAGCUGUUGCGGACGCAAUGAUAUGUAUAUUCUGCAUGGGUCCGCAUAUUCUUAGCACAUUGACAUAUCCUCUUUUCGUGCUCGGAGAAUUCAUGUGCAAGUUUAACCCGUUCAUGCAAAUGACUUGUUUGACGAAUAGUGUUUUGACACUUUCUGCAAUUUCAUGUGACCGCUUCAUGGCAAUUAUGUUUCCCUUACACGUGCGAAUUACAAAGCAGCGAACAUCAGUUGUGAUGAAAGUGAUUUGGGUUAUUUCAAUCAUAGUUUCCAUUCCAUUCCUCAUCGUCAAAAAGCAUCUCACAAUUCAGUGGAAAGAUUUCUUGGAACCCCAAUGCAGUGAAAUGUGGAGCCUACAGUAUUAUUAUGAUGACGAAACUGAGCAGUGCAUCAAAUAUGAGCCCCUUCGUACAAUAUACUACGUGGUUGUGAGUGUGACUCUCUUUUUCCUCCCGGUGGCAAUUAUGAUCACUGCUUAUUCCCUCAUCCUCUGGAAAUUAUGGAUUUCGGAGGUUCCAGGGGAACGACACAUACAGAAUAUUAAUGUGCAAUACAGGGCGAGGAAGAAGGUUAUAAAGAUGGUCUUUGUUGUACUAGUAGCUUUCAUUUGCUGUUGGAUGCCAUUGCAAGUUAUGGUUCUGUAUUCCAUAUAUGGUCAUAAUCCAAAUGAAUAUGGUCAACUUCCAGCUUGGUUUCCAGAUUUUAAGUGGUUCUCGUAUUACAUUGCUUACGCUAACAGUUUUAUGAACCCAAUCAUCUAUGGCGGCUUUAACAAGACGUUUCGAGAAGGAUUUUGCAUAGUUCUGAGAUGUGGUUUUCAAAGAGACCGGUUCAUCAGGCCCCUGAGAACAAGGCUUACAUUCACAUCAGGAGUCAAUUCCACACCAACACGGAUCACUUCAAAGACACUCAACGGGCCUGACAAAGUAUCAUUCCACAGAUCAUCCACAACCGAGAUGAGAGCUUUUAAUCAACCAGGCUUCAAGGAUCAUUUUCCGGACACCAAAGAAUCAUUUGUUAUCAUAAAAGACACAAAAAAUUCUCCUCCACUGACAUAA